Molecule: messenger RNA, 493 nt
Organism: Mycetomoellerius zeteki
Lineage: Eukaryota; Metazoa; Arthropoda; Insecta; Hymenoptera; Formicidae
Product: histone H2A
Exons: 1
Coding region: 28-402 (124 amino acids)
Cellular component (GO): nucleosome
Molecular function (GO): protein heterodimerization activity; structural constituent of chromatin; DNA binding
Source: RefSeq, a predicted model, not a curated record
GGAUAUCCGUAUUCUGAAUCGAGCAACAUGUCUGGUCGCGGAAAGGGUGGAAAAGUCAAGGGAAAGGCGAAGUCCCGUUCCAAUAGGGCGGGAUUGCAGUUCCCCGUGGGUCGUAUCCACCGUUUGCUGAGGAAAGGAAACUACGCUGAACGCGUCGGUGCUGGUGCACCGGUCUACCUGGCUGCAGUCAUGGAAUAUCUGGCCGCUGAAGUUUUGGAGUUGGCUGGCAACGCCGCUCGUGACAACAAGAAAACUAGGAUCAUCCCUCGUCAUCUGCAACUCGCCAUCCGCAAUGACGAGGAGUUGAACAAGCUGUUGUCCGGUGUAACCAUUGCCCAAGGUGGUGUUUUGCCGAACAUCCAGGCCGUAUUGCUACCCAAGAAGACCGAAAAGAAGGCAUAAUCGACAUAAUCUGGCAUCUGAUACAAAUGGCCCUUUUCAGGGCCACAAAAUUUUUUUUACGAUGGCGUAUUCUGUUCAGCAUUAAUGCUAU